UGAUAUCUACAUUGCGCGCGAGGUUUAUGGAAACUCAACAUUUACGAUUUGUCACAUUUACAAACUGAUAUUUAGUAUUUUUUUUGUGCAAAAUACGUGGGGCUCUAACAGACCUAUUUGAAGGGACAUUAAUCAUUGGAAUGAAGAGCUAGUAUUUAAACAAAUUCUAAACGUUUAAUUGACAUGUCACUUUCACUUCCCCCGUAAAUAAAAGGUACAUUCACAUGUGGUUUCUCAUAAUUCAAUAGCGCUCAAUAAUACAAUACUUCUAGAGAACUUGCAAAUGCUUCACCUUGAAAUAAUAAGUUAAUAUGUUUAUCGAGUCGUUAUUAAAUGGUUUAGGAAAAAGCCAUCAUUUACAGCGGGCAAUUUAGCGAAAUGAGGAAUGACGAAUUGUGGAAUGAGGAAGAGAGACAGGAGUUGACAAUUCUGUACCAUUUGCGUGGACCAUUCUGUUUCGCAGGACUCGAGUAGACAGAUGAUGAUCUCGAAGAAGUCAGACAAGUCUCCCGCUGAAACGUAAGUUACAAUUUGAUCUAUUACAGAUAUAAAGUUAAAUGCAGGUGUCACAGUUGCCUUUGAUGCUUAUCAUCACGUUUUGGAUUCACCUGUUACUCACAUGCUCUCUAUGCACAAUUCAAUAUAUGACAUUAGCUAUCUCUUUGCCGUCUCUAAACUUGUUUGACUUUAUCUGUAUUUUUCCAAGUCAAUCGUAUUGAAAUUUGUGAUCAAUUUUGGAUUGUGUUCAUACAUUUCCCUUUUUGGUGAUACAUUUAUUUUUAUUCCUUGACAUCACAGAGGAAAUGAGAGUAAAUCAUGUGAGUGUGGCAUGAUGCGGUGGCAGACUUGAAGCUGUGCCUGUGUGCAUUUUUAGACUUGAUUUUCCCUAACAAAACAUUUAACAACCCCUACUGAAAUGUCCAUUAAUUAUAAUCCACAUAAUAAUUCACAUUUCCUGUUGCUGCAAGAUUAUUUUCCUGCUGUAGCAAACUGGCUCAAAUUAAGAUCCUACAUCUGUAUGAGUGCCCGGCAGCUGGUCCUGAGGCAGAGAGCAGAGCUGCUGCGUGCCCUGUGCUGUGGUGGCUCUUCUGAGGGUCUGGAGAGUGUAUUGGACCUACUCCUGUCCUGGGGCAUGCUGUUCUGGGAGGACUACCAGAAUGUACUGGUACCAUGCCGUGGUCUGUGUGCCAACACAAGGGUGCUACUAGAUCUGGUGUACACCAAGGGAGAUGAGACCUGUCGACUGCUCCUGGCUGCUUUCAAACAGGUCCUCCCUGAGGCCCAAAGAGCUGGCCUCUCUUUUGGAAACUGUUGUACUGCCGAUCUAGAAAAUAUAAGAGAUGAUACAAAAGAACUACAUGGUACAGCUAUCCAGACCCUCCAGACAGACAGGCCUGAUCUGGUGAGGAGGCUAAGGGACCAUAUUGAAGGAGCUCUGGAGGUCCUGCUGCAUACGGGCAGCUUUACACCAUCUGAUUGCGAUGAAGUGCAGCUACCUGUGUACACCCCCUCACAACAGACAAGGCGUCUACUGGACCAGGUCAGAUCAAAGGGGGAGUCUGCAGCAAAGGUCCUACUGCAAUACUUUCAGCAAACAGAGGACCAUCCCUCACCAUCUAACCAAGAGGCUCCUCCCAAAGAGUGCUUGUCCUAUCAGAAGAAGCUGCGCAGCACUGUGUCGGCCCAGUCACAUUUCCUCAGAACGUAUGGAGGAACCAGCAGUCUGUCUCUAGAAGACAUCUACACAGAGGGUCAGCUGGAGCUUGCCCAGGGUGGCAGUGAGGCCCAGCCCCAGACUGGUGCUCUGGGGCUGGAGGACGUGGUGGGCCUGGUGGGCACCCUGAACCAGGAGGCUGACACUGUGCUAGUCUCUGGGGAUGCAGGCAGUGGGAAGAGCACCCUUCUCCAGAGGCUGCACCUCCUCUGGGCCAGGGGGGUGGCUCUACAUGAUUUCUUCCUCCUCUUCUCCUUCAGCUGCCGCAGGCUGAGCUCGGAACAGAGGGAGCUGUCUCUCAGAGAGCUGCUGUUUCUGCACUGCUGCUGGCCGGACGGGGACCAGGACCGAAUCUUUCAGUUCAUCCUGGACCAUCCGCACCUCAUCCUCUUCACCUUCGACGGCCUGGACGAGCUCAUGCAGAGCUUCUCAGACUCAGAGCAGAGGCACUGCUGCCCCACCCAGUGUGCCCCAGUCCCCACCCUGCUCUUCAACUUGCUGCAGGGAUCCCUCAUGAAGGGGGUGAGGAAGGUGGUGACCAGCCGGCCAGAGGCAGUGGGUCCCACCCUGAAGCGGUACCUUCGCAAGGAAGUCCUCUUGAAAGGCUUCUCGCCCGGCGGAAUCGACUGCUUCGUGAGGAAGUAUCAUCGCGACCCGACGGUGGCCACCAGGGUCCUGGAGUGUCUACGAAGCAACACAGCUCUACUGGGCCUGUGUCACAUCCCGGUUUUCUGCUGGAUUGUGUCCAAGUGUUAUAAGGAGCUGCUGGGCUGUGGAGAGGGAGAGGGCAGUCCCAAGACCAUCACAGAUGUUUACCUCAUGAUCCUGCAGCAUUUCUUCCAGCGCCGGGCCUCUCAGAGGAACACGAUGGGGAUAGGAUGGGUGCAGGAGCACCAGGAUACUGCCCUGCAUCUGGGGCAGCUAGCCAUGGAGGGCCUGGGGGCCUCUUGUUACAUCUUCACAGGCACAGAGCUACAGAAGUGUGGGGUGACCGAGGAAGAUAUCUGCAUGGGGUUCCUCAUCCGUAGUAAAGACCUCUCCUCCUCCACUAACUGCAAACACUACGAGUUCCUGCACAUUACCAUGCAGUGCUUCUUUGCUGCUCUCUACAUUGUCCUGAACAAUAACUCGGACCGCUCCACCAUCCCUAAGCUCUUUCAGCCGCAGAACAGGCAGCAACAGCCUGGCUUUCACAGGGCGUGUCUGGGGCACUGCUUGACCCAACAAGAAGGGGCCUUGAAGGAGGCCAAUAAGGCAGCAGAGACACCCAACCUCCAGAUAACAGCCACUUUUGUGUCUGGGCUCUUGGCUCAGCGCCACCGUAGCCUGCUGCUUCUCUCCUGCCCUGGGCCCACUCUGGACAGGAAGUCCAAGCAGGUGGUGACGUGCCUGUCCAAAGGCAUGCAGAAGCACUUUAAAUCCAUCCCUCGGCCCGUGGAGGGGGAGAAGAAGAGCAUGCACGCCAUGCCGGGCUUCGUGUGGCUCAUCAAGUGCAUCCAUGAGAUGCAGGACAGCAGGAUCGCCAGAGACGCUAUGGCUAAGCUAGAGGUGGAACACCUGAAGCUGACCUAUUGUAACAUAGGCCCUGGGGAGUGUACUGCACUGGCCUACGUGCUCCAGCACCUUAGGAACCCUGUGGGGCUUCAGCUAGACUACAACUAUGUAGGAGAUGUUGGUGUGGAGCAGCUGCUGCCUUGCCUGCAUGUCUGCCACUCUGUAUACCUGAGACACAAUAACAUAUCAGAUGAGGGAAUUCGUAAAUUGAUUGAAAAAGGCAUCCAGUGUGAGCGCUUUCAGAAGAUUGCGCUCUUCAACAACAAGCUAACUGAUGCCUGCACAGAGUGCUUCGCUCACCUCCUGAAGAUGAAACAGAAUUUUCUCUCUCUAAGGCUGGGAAACAAUAACAUCACAGCAGCAGGGGCAGGGCAACUGGCGGAGGGACUGAGGUUCAAUCGGUCACUACAGUUCUUGGGGCUUUGGGGAAAUAAAAUAGGUGAUAAAGGUGCAGAGGCCAUUGCCAAUGCUCUCAAAGACAGCCAAACCUUGGUGUGGCUCAGCCUGGUAGACAAUGGUGUUGGCAAUGCAGGAGCAUGUGCUCUUGCCCCACUCAUCAAGAACAGUACGCUAGAGGAGCUGUGGUUAACCAAAAACUGCAUCACAAGAACAGGUGUGGAGUGUCUAAUACUGGCUCUUGAAAGCAACACUAGUGUGAAGGCAGUGUGGUUGAAAGGUAAUGAGCUCAGCCCAGAAGAGGUGGAGGAGAUGACACAGCGGGAACCCAGGUUUACAUUCUGAUGAUGCCAAGUGCGGGUCAACUAUACUGGAGUAUUAUUGUUUACAGCCAUGUGUUUGUCUGUUUGUAAUUUAUGUAACUUCUUCAGUAGCAUUUCCCUUAAAAUGGUAGUUGUGUUAUUUAUAGGUUAUUAUAUGUUUUUACGUACAUUAUGGAUCAUGUUGGAUGUAAUGUUCUCUAUGAUGUAAACAGUGUGGGCAAGCUUGUUUUAUCCAUUCACAAUAAGUAGCAACCUCUGACCUGCUCUGCUACUACAGGCAGCUUGUUUUAUCCAUUCACAAUAAGUAGCAACCUCUGACCUGCUCUGCUACUACAGGCAGCUUGUUUGGUAGCAUUCUUUUCAUAUUAGUCAUAUUAGUCAUUGUGAUAAGGAACUGGUCUGACACUUGUUUUAUGUAAGCACCGUUGGGUGUGAGACUAUUGUUUCUGGCUAAUUAUCAAAUAACAGUCAGGUAUUUGAACUGGUACAUCAGCAUUCUUAUGUACCCUACCCUAUUGUACACUGCCUGACUGGAAGUGCCAGUAUGUUUGAUAACAUGGGUUGAUUCAGUGGUAACAUGACUCUUAUUUUAUCAGUGAAUCACUAACAGUGAUUAAAUUAGUCCUAUUGUGUCAGUGCUCUAUGGUGGGGAUAGAACGACUUGUUACAUUAUGUCACCUUGCCUACUGAGAAAUGUUAAUGUAGGUUAUAACAUUUUUAAAAUGCACUAUGCAGAAAUCUCUCCGCCGUUUUCUGGUUCGGAAAAAUCGAAUAGUUCGCUUAAUUUCAGUUUAUGUGACAACAAGCAAGUAUAGUGUAGAGAAUACCAAAAAGUUACAAAUUGCAGCUUUAAUUUGAAGUAAAACAGUAAUUCAGUGUACUAUUAAUGAAAAAUAAUUUCUCCAAAAUAUAAUAUGAAGAAUUCACAUGCUGCUUUUAUCAAUAUUUGCACAUCAUUCUGCACUCAUAACAAGUAAUUUGCAUGUCAACACACACACAUGCCUGGUUUGAAUUACAUGAAUCUGUCUACACUAUACAAGUCACAGUGUAGAAGAUCCCAGACCUAUCAACAGCACUGUUAAUGUGGGAGGCAAUUAAUUAUGUAUAUAAACCCUGCACUGCUGAUGGUUUGUAUUGGCCAUUGAGAGGCUUUGAAGUAGACGUUGACCAAUUAUGAUUUUUCAACGCCGAUACCGAUUGUUGGAGGACCAAAA
Messenger RNA from Oncorhynchus tshawytscha (Chinook salmon), 5201 nucleotides. It is a transcript of the gene nod2, whose product is annotated as nucleotide-binding oligomerization domain containing 2. The record is from RefSeq and is a predicted model, not a curated record. Bases 917 to 4009 code for a protein of 1030 amino acids. NCBI's taxonomy places the organism in Eukaryota, Metazoa, Chordata, Actinopteri, Salmoniformes, Salmonidae. Gene Ontology annotation, molecular function: protein binding. Gene Ontology annotation, cellular component: cytosol. The transcript is spliced from 12 exons. Gene Ontology annotation, biological process: positive regulation of canonical NF-kappaB signal transduction; regulation of apoptotic process; response to muramyl dipeptide.